Messenger RNA from Beta vulgaris subsp. vulgaris (sugar beet), 2505 nucleotides. RefSeq lists its product as uncharacterized. The record is from RefSeq and is a predicted model, not a curated record. Gene Ontology annotation, molecular function: RNA-DNA hybrid ribonuclease activity; nucleic acid binding. NCBI's taxonomy places the organism in Eukaryota, Viridiplantae, Streptophyta, Magnoliopsida, Caryophyllales, Amaranthaceae. The transcript is spliced from 3 exons. Bases 1 to 2505 code for a protein of 834 amino acids.
AUGCAUCCGUGCAAGGCUCCUGGUCCUGAUGGAAUGCAUGCGAUUUUUUACCAGUGCUUCUGGCACAUUAUUGGGGAUGAGGUUUCGGCUUUUGUUUGCAAUAUUCUGCAUGGGAAUUCUUAUCUUGCUGACCUGAAUCGCACGAAUAUAGCUCUAAUACCGAAAGUUAAGGAUCCGAAACAGGCUGCGAAAUUCAGACCUAUUGCCCUCUGUAAUGCUUUGUACAAGUUGAUAUCUAAGGCCCUUGUUCUGCGAUUGAAAGAAUUUCUUCCGUCCAUUGUCACUGAAAAUCAAAGUGCCUUUGUGCCAGGACGUUUGAUUACUGAUAAUGCACUCAUUGCUCUGGAAAUGUUUCAUUCAAUGAAGCACCGAAACCGUAGCAGGAAGGGCACUACAGCAAUGAAGUUAGAUAUGAGCAAAGCCUAUGACCGAGUUAACUGGAGAUUUCUUCGAAAAAUGUUGCUCACUAUGGGUUUUGAUGGUAGAUGGGUGAACUUAAUCAUGUGCUGUGUCUCUUCCGUUUCUUACUCCCUCAUCAUUAAUGGGGGUGUCUGUGGACAUAUUGUUCCCACUAGAGGUCUUCGUCAAGGUGACCCUCUCUCUCCUUACCUUUUUAUUCUGGUAGCUGAUGUAUUUUCUAAGAUGAUUCAGAGGAAAGUUCAGAUGAAACAGAUAUAUGGUGCUAAGAAAAUUAAUUAUGAAAAGUCGGAGGUCUCUUUCAGUAAAGGUGUAGCUAGUGAUCAAAAAACUUCUUUUAUGGGAAUUCUGCGAAUGCGACAGGUUGAUAAGCAUGAGAAAUAUCUUGGUAUCCCUUCUAUUGCAGGCAGAUCGAAGAAAGUGAUCUUUGAUUCUCUGCUUGAUAGAAUUUGGAAGAAACUCCAAGGGUGGAAGGAGAAAUUAUUAUCCAGAGCUGGAAAGGCAGUGUUAUUGAAAGCAGUCAUCCAAGCGAUUCCAACCUAUCUUAUGGGAGUUUAUAAAUUUCCUGCAGUGAUUAUCCAGAAAAUACAAGCAGCUAUGGUGCGGUUUUGGUGGGGGAGUUCUGAUGCAAAACGGAAAAUUCACUGGAAAAACUGGGAAGCAAUGUGUACUCUGAAAUGUCUUGGAGGUAUGGGUUUCAAAGAUCUUGCGGUCUUUAAUGAUGCACUACUUGGCAGGCAGGCUUGGCGACUUCUUACUGUCCCUCACUCUCUUUUGGGCAGAGUCAUGAAGGCAAAAUAUUUUCCAUCAUGCGAUUUCCUUGAUGCUUCACUUGGUUAUUCUUGCAGUUAUUCGUGGCGUAGUAUCUGGAGUGCAAAAGCCUUAGUUAAAGAAGGCUUGAUAUGGAGAGUUGGGAAUGGUGUUGAUAUUAAUAUUUGGGAGGCUCCAUGGGUUGGAGAUGAGCAUGGCAAAUAUAUUAGCUCCCCGCGUCAACCUGAACUUUUGACGGUUAAUCAACUAAUUGAUCCUUCUAGUACGGAAUGGAGACUUGAUAUUAUUGAGGAGGUUUUUAAUGAUCGAGACAAAAAGUGCAUUCUUGCAAUUCCGUUAUGUCCAACUCCCUCGCAUGAUGUGUUGACAUGGUCUCUCUCUAAGGACGGCAUUUAUUCUGUUAAAACGACCUAUAUGCUCGGGAAAGGGUGUAACCUGGAUAAUUUUCAUAAUGCUUGGGUUGAUUUAUGGAGCCUUGAUGUGAGCCCCAAGGUUCGUCAUUUCAUAUGGAAAAUGUGCACUGUUAUUCUUCCGACGCAAGCCUUGUUGUUUAAACGUCAUCUAAUUGAUACGAUGGCCUGCCCUUGGGGUUGUGGAGAGGAUGAAACGGACCGCCAUGCUAUUUUCCAAUGCUCACGAUUCGCUGAAAUAUGGGAUGAGAGUGGUUGCUCUCUAACGCGAGAUGAUAAUGGCUGCGCUACCAUGUGUGAUGUAGUAGAGAAAUGGAAAUCGUUGGAUAAAAAAAUGAUGAUCAAGGGUGCUUUUCUUAUGUGGUGCAUAUGGGGGGAACGGAAUAAUAAAAUCUUCAAUGGAAAAACCACUCCAAACCAUCUGUUGUUGGAGAGGGCGCUGAGAUUAGCUGAAGAAUACGGGAAGUAUGCUGCAGUCGAGGGCUGGGUAGGACUUGGUGUCAUAGCCCGAGAUCAUCUUAGUGUUGUUCGCUUCGUGGCCUUGCAGCGUGUGCGUGCAUUUUGGUCGCCGGAAAUAGCAGAAGCAAAAGCUAUUGAGAUGGGGGUACGCUUAGGGAAACAUUUCGGCUUGCAACAUGUGGUAGUGGAAUCUGAUUGUCAGACAGUUAUCAACCGGCUCCGUAAGACAUCACUUUUCCUUUCAGAUUUGGACAUUAUUUUGUCGAAUAUUUUUUCCACUAGCACUUGUUUUCGUUCUUUGGUCUGGUCUCAUGUAAAACGAGAUGGCAACUUUGUCGCUCAUCAUUUAGCUAAGCUAGUUCCUUUUGGUGUAGAACAGAUUUGGGAGAACCACUAUCCGUCUGAAGUGGCUCCUUAUAUUCUCAUGGACAAUUUGUCCCUUGAUUAA